GAUCGUUGAAAAUUGUCAUCUUUAGCGAUAGGUAAUUUUCGUACAUUAAAAGUAAACGAUCUUGAAUAAUAUUUUGGUAAAUAAUAAUUAGUGUCUAACAAAAUAUACUCUUGUCAUCGUGUUUGUGAAAUUUAUGUUACUUGAGAUGUUACGUCUGUGAAUAACAAGCCAAACAUUGCUCUCUAAAAUAUGUCAGAUUACCUAGUGCCUUCAACUAAUAAUCUUCAAUGAAAAAGUUGAAUAUUUCAACUAAAAAAUAUAUAAUUGGUGGUGUUAUUAUUUAUUAUCGUUGUUUUAAGUCUGUUACUUAUGAGCAUGGGCAGACUUUUUAAUUGAGAUUUUCUACAUUUGCAUAUUAGACGAAUCUUAGAAAACUACCUAGAACGAUGUCAUCUGUACCUGGUCUGAACCUAAAAAGUAUAUGAAAAAGCAGUAUUCAAUACCGAGCUGUACCACCUACUUGCUCACAGUACAAAACCAUGUUACACGACAAAGUGAAAGUUAGACUAUACCCUUUCAGUAAUUAUUCAAAACAGACGUACGAAAAAGAAGCGUAACAUCAAAAUUUACGGAUAUGCCAGGAUUGGUGGUUUUCAGAAGAAGAUGGAGUGUAGGUUCAGACGAUCUGGUUGUACCAGGAGUGUUCCUUUUUACAGUACAUUUAAUAUGGACCAUUAUAUUGAGUGUAGUACUCUUCCUACUGAAGUACGACAGAAGCGUUCAAUGUAUUUUCUUAAUGUGGGGUUUAAUUGUAGGAUACCUAGCACUUUUAAUUCUUUCCAUGGUCACCGAACUAUGCAUUUGUGUAGUGGCCAUGCGUGGAAGCAUACUAGAUACAGGCAAAAGGGCCUCGAUGCAGUACAUACUCUACCUCAGACUAACUGUGAUGAUCAUAGAAGCUGCGUGGCUAUCAGCAGGAAUAGCCUGGCUAGUCAAAUAUUAUUUAGAUUGCCCCGCAGAUAACGCCAAGGAAUUUGUUAUAGUAAUGGUGAUUUUCAAUUGGUGCAUAUUAUUCUCGGUUAUAAUAACAGUAUGGUGUACUUACGACAGUGCCGGGCGUUCAUGGGUAAAGAUGAAACAGUACCAAAGAUCUAUGCGGGAGUCAGAAUCAAAGUUCCAGUACAAACGAUCAGGUAGCACAAGGAAUUGGAGACAAAGGAAGGUGCUUAGAGCGUAUCAAGAUAGUUGGCACAAUAGAUGCCGCUUUCUGUUUUGUUGUUCAACGUCCAACGACAGAAAUCGAAAUUCUUUUGCUGACAUCGCCAGAUUAUUAUCUGAUUUCUUUAGAGAUUUAGACGUCGUACCUUCGGACGUAAUAGUUGGCUUAGUAUUACUUCGAAAAUUUCAAAAAAUCGAACAGAAAGCCAUCGUUGAGCAGCGUAAAAAUGAAACUUACGAAUUCCUCUCAGGCGUUGCUGUCACACCAACAACACAGUUCUUGUCACUGCAUGAAGAUGGAUCUGACUUAGAGCUUUUUCAGACGGUUAUACAUUUCGCUCAUUAUGCAGUAAGAGCAUAUGGAUGGCCAGUUUUCAUAGUAACGAAUACCUUUGGACUAUGCCAGUUAUGCGCCGGAUUAAGGUGUUGCUGUUGUGCGCCCUGUCGUAAGCAUCCAUCAUCUCCACAAAUUGUAGACGAUAAUUGCUGCCAGUGUAAUUACGCAGCGUUGGAUAAAUUAAGCGAAAUCGGAGAUAUUGAAAUAAUAUACGCUACUUACCAUGUAGAUAUAGGACAGACACCCUUUUUCGUAGCCUUAGAUUAUGAUAGAAAAAAAGUUGUGAUAAGUAUUAGAGGCACUUUAUCUAUGAAAGAUAUUUUGACGGAUUUGAAUGCUGAGGGAGAAACCUUACCGUUAGAUCCUCCAAGAGAAGAUUGGUUGGGGCAUAAAGGUAUGGUCCUAGCAGCACAAUAUAUUUUGGAUAAAUUAGAUGAAGAGCAACUAGUAGAAAGAGCUUGGGCGCAUAAUCCCGAAAGGGGAACUGCUGAUUUUGAACUAGUCAUUGUUGGGCAUUCAUUAGGUGCUGGAACUGCUAGCAUAUUAGGUAUAUUGAUGAGGCAAAGACAUCCGACUCUUCAGUGUUUUUGUUAUUCUCCACCCGGUGGUUCAUUAUCUACACCUGCUGUAGACUAUACCAAACAGUUUACUGUGUCUGUGGUAGUAGGUAAAGAUGUAGUUCCUAGGAUUGGUCUGUAUCAAAUGGAAACUCUUAGAACGGAUCUUAUUAAUGCCAUAAAACGAAGCGUUGAUCCUAAAUGGAAAACGAUUUCGUGCAGCGUGCUGUGUUGUGGAUGUUCGCAACCAACAUCAGCUGUCGAAUUAUCAACUGGAGAAAAGGAUGUAACGGAAUAUAUGAGAAGUAAAGAAAAUGCACGAUGUUUAGGUUUGCACCCAUCGGAUAGUACAAUAGCACUAACUAGUCACCAGCCUUUAUUCCCGCCUGGACGAGUUAUUCACAUCGUAAGGCAUCAUCCUACAUCUGGGCAACAAACGUUAAACAAAAAGGAUCCAGUUUAUCAGGCUCUUUGGGCCCGAAACACCGACUUCGACGAAGUUCUCAUCUCACCUGUAAUGAUACAGGACCACAUGCCCGACAAAGUAUUGGAAGCCCUCAACAAGGUUGUAACUUCCAAAGGUCCCAAAAAACCUCAACGUUCAGCUUCCACCAGUGAACCUUCCUCCAAUUAUUAUUCGGCCACUUCAAUACCAAACUGUUUACUCGAAACAAGUUUUACCUCUCUUCAAAGUCCUUCUAGCAAUUCGUCCAUUACUAACGGCUACUACUCCACUAGAAGCCAACCGUCCCCUCUUUCUUCCACGCCCAAUACCAUUUGCCCAUCCAUUCCCGUAAUGAAGCUACAGCCGUCCCGAGAAGAGCCGAAGACCAUUAGCCGAAGUUUGAGCCUCAGUCUUAGAAGUACUAGCACGCCAAAGAUGGAUUUGAUACACGAUGACUGGCUGGGACUCGCACCAUUGGCUAGUCCAGAAAGUGUUUCCGAUUUAUCCAGCAUUAGUUCUAGAGCUAGCCUCGUCACAACGAGUAACGUUAUUGUCGAAAUAAAUUGUACACCAAAGAUCUUGCGCAGAACUCCAAAAAUUAUAGGUAGCUUAAGUUCAUGCGCUGAUGAUAUAAGGAAUAUUAGAAACUUUCAAAAAGCGAAAACGUUUAAAACGAGACUUCUUAUUAAUAAUAACAUCGAAAGUUCGUCAAGUAGUAACUUAAGUUACGAAUCAGCUUCAAGUAGUACCAAAUGUUGCCAAGAAACCAGUACGAUAGGAAGCAGUUGCGGUAUUAACCAAUGCGGAGAAAUUGACUGCGAGCCUAGCGAUGCUGAGUUUCAAUCGGCUGAAGAUAUUUUAGAUAAUGUGCUUGCUAGUGCAGGAUGUAAAGAAUUUUUUAACUCAGAUUCAAAUAUAUUAGAAACUCAUUUUGAUUUUCUACAAGAUCUCCCCUCCGAAAGCACAGCUUCAGGAUAUUUCGGCACUUCCCCAACUUUUUCUACGGUUAUGUCUCCAUCGACACCGAUCGCAAUGGACCAAGAUAUGAUAUCCAACCUUGCAAUUGAUCUUAAUCUCGACGAAGAUCAUCGAGCCAUCCGUUUUCAAAAACCUUCUAGUCAACCCUCCAGCAGUGUAGAUUCCGGUAGCGUUUGUCGAACUCCUUCUGAUAUUACUAAGAACGUUACGUUUAAUCCCGAAGUCAUUACCGUCGACGCCAUAAUGUGCGAGCGAAGGUAUUCACCACCACGAUGGCGGCAAUUAUUUCGUGGAAAGCACUCUCGGCAAAGAACUGAUGUGACUUCUCCGAUAGUCGAAAUAAACCCAAGUGCGGUACCAAUAAAGACUAUUUUGUCGGUAAAAAGGCGAAGUCAUGAGGAAACUGAUGUAUCGCAGUGUCCUCCAUCCACUAGUGCGGCCGUUAAGAAUAUUUUAUCGCAUAAGCAGAAUGAGGAGGGAGAUCAUUGUUUUUCAAGGACAGAACAACUUCCGCUUUUAAGUGGUUUAAAUAACAGUGGUAGUGAAAGAAAACCUAGUCCUUGUUACGUAAGAAGGAAAAAGUAUGUUUAUCCUUCUGAUAUUGUCAUGAUGUCACAACAGCCAAAUGAGAGUACUGUUUAAUAUUAGUGUUAUUAAUAAUUUAUAAAAUAGAUUAUAAAUACCUCGAUUUUUUUAAUGUUAUGUAUAUAUAAUUAAAGUAGAUAUAUAUU
Messenger RNA from Diabrotica balteata, 4206 nucleotides. The record is from the annotation of a GenBank genome assembly. NCBI's taxonomy places the organism in Eukaryota, Metazoa, Arthropoda, Insecta, Coleoptera, Chrysomelidae.